GCUUUUCGUAUCGCUUGACGUUUGGUCAGAACAUGUCAUUUUGCACAUUUAAUUUCGACAAAUGGCAGACUUCUUUUUCGGUUUCGAUGCAACACUUGAUCAGAGCGGUUUAGAAGAUGGGCUAGAUUGCCCAUUAGAGGAGGAGGAUGUUGGAGAAGAGGAAGAAUACGACGCUCUAAAUGAUGAAACAUUUGGAUCCGAAGCCACUAUCGGCGAUUGGGAAAAAGACCAUGAAAAGCUCGCAGAAAUUACAGAAUCCAGUCGUCCUCAUAACCAGAGUACUUCAAGUAAAAAAAAUGGAGUCAAUACAGAUAUCGAAGAUAAUUUAUCACACCUUGUGCUGGAUGAGAAGGAAGGAAUUGUUCCCCGUCCUGGAGUAUGGGACAGUCCAUCUAAUUUGUCCCUUCCAAAACCCAGACCACCAUUGACAUUACCAUCGCCUUUAACAAAUGUUAGAACGGUCAAAGAAUUAGAAAAAGGUCUUAUCGCAAAUAGACCACCUCCAGGAUUGGCGAAACCUGGUCAGUUGCUACAACAACAACAGCAACAGCAACAGCAACAGCAACAGCAAUUCGAUGGAUCGUUUCUUUUCGACUGUUUAUCCACCCCAUCGCGAUUUCCACCAGGGUUGAAUAUACCACCCACGCAUCCUGUUGUUUUACCGCCAGAUAUGAGAUUUCCACCACUUUUACAACAUCCUAGAUUAUUAUCUAAUCAAACUGGAAAUGUACUGAGGUACCCCGUAGCGGCGCAUUUAAUGUUACCGCCACAUGCUCCCCAGAUACAGCCAAUUCAUGGUCCGUUUUGCAAUAAUUUUCCUCAACCUCCGCAUUCGAGUUUAGGGCCUCCUCUGUUCUUACGACCGGAACAUGGAAUGGUACCUUCUUUUUCUAAUAAUCAGCCCAGUCAUCAGCAACACCAACAGCAUUCUUUUCCUCAUCCUGGAAAUCAAAGAAUCCAAAAUAGGCCUUUUUAUCAUGGUGAUCAGCAAGGAAAUCAACCAUUUUUUAAAAAUAAUCAACAUCAUCGUAUGCACGAUCGAAAUUUUCAGCGGCAAUACCAUUAUUAUCAUUCUCAAGGAAUAAAUGGAGUAAUUAAUUCAGGAGAAUGUGACGAAUAUGCUGGUCUUAUGAGUAGUCGGGAAAAGCAAUGGUUAAUCAAUAUUCAAUUAUUACAAUUAAAUACGAACGAACCGUAUGUUGACGACUACUAUUAUAUCGUUUCCUGCGAUAAAAAGAACAAACAAAUUGCAAAACAUCCCAAUAACAAUAACAAUAACGGCUAUCAUAGAGAUUCAAGGGAUCGAGACCAGUCAAAUCAUCCUGUCCUUACCAGGCCACUAUAUGUACCAAUGCAAUUCGAAAAUUCUUUGGGAAAAGUGCAGUUUGCCAGUGUAAUAGCACCGCGUAAGGUUAUCGAUAUGGAUGUUGUACCAAACAGCGAUCCACAAUCUGUCACGCAAAUGCAACAAAAAGAUACAAAAAGAACAAGGCAAUUACUGCUUGAAAUUGAAAGGUUAUACGUACUCCAAUUAAAACUCGAGGACUUGCACAAUCCAUUGGCCCUGCUCAGCGAACAACAAAGUCAGGAAGGGGAAAACGAAGCAAGUUCUGUUAAAAAGAGUAGCCGCUCAGAGUUAAUAAAUAUGGUGUUCUUGUCCUUGCUCCAGUUGAUACAAGAUGAUAAAAUAACGAGCAUGUUAAGCAUCCGAAAGGGAAAAAUGUUGUUGUUGAGGUUCUUGCCAUACAUAAACUUAACGGAAGACCGUAUUCAAUUAGAAGAAUUGUGGAAAGCAAUAUUUCGAGGGUUAGCUGUAAUAGGUCGUAGGGAUUCUCAUUUACUAGUGACCUUUUAUUCGGAAUUUCAACGUUGGUUCGCUACCGUGCAAGACUUCAAUACGAUACUUCGAUUAGCUCGAUCGCUAUCCGACUCCGCUGGUCAGUCGAUCAAGAACAACAGUUUAGCCUUUGCUCUCACGAACAAGUUCGGUGUAUCGGUAAUAGCUUCGAUGUUGGAAAAAGCGGAGAGCCUGUACCCUACAGAUGAUGCGCUGUCCGCGGAAUGGUCAUCUUUCGUAACAAACAUCAUCGAAAUAACUGGUGAAACGCCGCCUUGUGUCGCGCCUUGUCAACCCGUGGCUACAAACACGCUCAAUCAGCAUUUAAAUCGAUUAUCUCAUUUGAAAAGCGAGAGGUACACAACCUUAGAGCUUCUACUAACUGAUGCCAACCCUUCCCGAUAGUUGGUCGUUGUUAGAUGUUUUCCGUCGUAGUGUUUCACAAAAUUUAAUUUUUGUUACGAGUGAGAAACAAAUGCCGAAGGAGGAGAAUCGCAGAUAUUUUAAUAUUGCUACAUCAUUAAUAUUAAUCGAAUAUUUCUUACAUACGAGCAUAUUUUAGCAUGAUUGAUGUCCUUGUUUCACAGAGUAGACCUAUGCAUUUUGUCUUUAUUUUAAGCGUAGUAAUGUUGUAUGUCGGUAGCUUUUUGAUUUAUACUCGAGACAAUAUGUUUAACCUCGACAUGCUAUACAACAUUUGUUACAAAUGUUUUAACUUCUCUCGAACUGCGAGUCUACUGUGUAAAACUGAUAUUCGAUUAUAUCCGUCAUGUAAACUACACAUCCUAUCUUCCUACGAUCCUUGUUUGUAGCUUUUUCUUGUGUUUAUUUUUGUAAAAUACGUUUCUAGUUGCGUUUGCAUGAUAUUAAGAUAUAAGUUUAGCACUACCAUUAAAAUGUGAACGAUCUAUAGUCGUUCGUGAUCCAAUUUCUCCGCGCGUUAGCGCCGUAUCUUGCGAUCUCGAAGGUAUAUAGCAAAGAAUUGUUCGAACGUGUUUUGAACGUUACGUGAUUAAUAUUAAUCGUUAGUCGAAGGUACACCUUUAUACGGAAAAAGACGUGAAAUGAAACGUCGCAGCUGUAUACGCGUCUCAUUCAUUCGCCAUUUUUGUCAUUUUUUAUAUUACGCAUUCGACGAUGAAAGUUUUCACCGAAAGAUUGGAUUACUUAGUGCUUGAACUCAUGAAAAGCUAGACAAUAUAGGAUGUGUAGGCUUUUAACUUCAUUCAUUACUUUUGAAAAUAACAGUAUAUUAUCGUAAACAAUUGUUAAAAAAAAUCAACGUUUUUCCUAAUGAAAAGAAUUAUAUUAGACAUUACGUCAUCUUCGUGCAAGUAAGAUUACAUUUAAGGAACGCAUCGUUUAUUCGUUAGCAUUAUUUUUUUCGAGCCAAACUGAAGGCCCGAGGAAUGUAAUAACAGUAAUUGUAUAGAUUUCUACGUUGAGGGCAAAAAAAUAUUGCAACGUUUUUAUAUAACGAUUAACGUAUUAAAUAGCA
Molecule: messenger RNA, 3335 nt
Organism: Colletes gigas
Lineage: Eukaryota; Metazoa; Arthropoda; Insecta; Hymenoptera; Colletidae
Gene: Patr-1
Product: protein PAT1 homolog 1
Exons: 9
Coding region: 62-2242 (726 amino acids)
Biological process (GO): P-body assembly; deadenylation-dependent decapping of nuclear-transcribed mRNA
Cellular component (GO): P-body
Molecular function (GO): RNA binding
Source: RefSeq, a predicted model, not a curated record